AUGGUAAUGGACGAUCCGGUGCCUUCCACCAUCGAAGACAAGUUCGUCCCUGUAAGUGUGCCACCUCGCAUCGCUUCUAUUGAUGAGAGUCCUAUCAAGGUUAUUCCGUUACCACUGGAUGUGGGAUUGCACACCCGACAUGUGUCGCCUAUGUACCCGAGGAAGCUGAAACCUGAGGCCUUGCUGCCGCAGACGUCACACUCCUCCCAUGCCACGCACUUGGACUUCGCCACUUCUAUACAGAAAGUCAAGGACUAUCCGUGGUACUGGGGCCCCAUAUCUGUGGAAGCGGCUGAGAAGAUUUUGUCUAACGAGCCCGACGGCUCAUUUAUUGUCCGCGACAGCAGUGACGACCAUUAUAUCUUCACCCUUACAUUCAAGCUGAACGGUCUCCGCCAUGUUCGUAUUGAACAUGAUCAAGGUAACUUUUGCUUCGGUGGAUGCACGAUGUUCAAAGCGCAAACGAUAGUUGAGUUCAUCGAGAACGCGGUGGAGACUUCGCGCUCAGGUCGCUACUUGUUCUUCCUGAACCUGCGGCCGGUGUUGGGGCCGGUUCGUGUACAACUGCUCUACCCCGUGUCGCGCUUCAAGCGCGUGCAGAGCUUGCAGCACUCCUGCAGAUUCGUGAUUCUUAAAUAUGUGCGACGUGAUCUGAUCGGCAGUCUACCGCUACCUCGCCGUUUGCUGGACUACCUCAGUGCUACUCAUUAUUACUCAGAGUUGCUAGCCGAAAUGUAAGCUACCAAUGCAUCAAAUCGACGUACGAAAAGGGUUAUAAUGCAUUUUAUUUAAAUCUGAAGAUGUUCCCCUUUUUGUAUGACUACUCGAAUAACGGCCAUUAAAACGUUUCGCACUCAACGGUAGUUCUAAGACUUUAAAGCUCACAACUCUGACUAAUCUAUCGCACAACUGUUUAGUCACGCUUUAUCCUAUGAUCUUAUGUGAAGAUGCGCACACUAUUUGGUUUUGCGCUGCGAAACAAUGGACAAUCGCACAACAGUUAUGCGAUAGUUUAGUCCAAGGUGUGCGCCCGCUCUAAGGCUAUUUUAGAUGUUAGUACGUAAGUAAUACUGUCACAUUCAGUACGAAAUAUUUCUCGUCAACUUGCAAUCAUGGUGUAAUUAGUUUUAAUUUUCGGUGUAAAAUUGUAUAAAAUUGUAUUUAUGUACAGUCAGCUUUAUAAAUAUAAAUACAUUUACAAAACUUGUAAAGGCCGUCGGUUUUAAAAGUAUUAAUGCACGAACCUGUCUCUAUACUUUCGAUUAUUAUGCAUAAUAUUAGUAAAUACUUGCCUAAAUAGUUUUAAAACUGAUGACAUCCACGUUAUUAAAGUUUUGUAAACGUGUCCAUAUUUAUGCAGCCGACUGUACACAGGCAUGUGGUAUUUAUAAGUUUUGGAGUUUUUUUAAUUAUUUUACAAUUAAAACCUUUCUCAUAUCUGACUUGAUCUCGUGAAUUAAAUGAGCAUUUCGAAAUGGGAAAGGAUUUAUAUGAAAUUUAUUAAAAUAUUUGUAUUCAAAUGAAAUUUGAUAUCAACGAAGUUUUUAUUACUUUUAAACUAAUUAUAGCUUUUAUAUUAAUUCUAAAUUUUAAAAUGUUGGCUGUGUAACUAAACAGUAUUAGAUAUUUAAUGCAAGUAAGUUUAUGGUAACGUUUUUAGACAAAGCCACAGAUGCCUGGAAGAUACAUUCGUUGAAUAGAGUUACAUAUGUAACUCUUUUCAUCGAAAAACAAUUUAUACACACCACGACAGAAUGCCUUAAAAUCAUGCACCAAUUAUAGUUAAUGGGUAAACUAGUUAAUAGUUUGUAAAGUAAAAAUCAAGUUAACAUUUACUUUUGCAGAAAACUUGUUUGGUGUUUUCAUUUGAUAAUGUAAUUAAGCGUAUAGUGUGAUUUUAAUAUUGGCUGUAUUAGAAUAGGGUUUGCGCUAAUAUCGAAAUCGAUGUAUAUAAUAAUUGAUCGGUUGUAAAGAAAUAUUUUUAUAAUAAAAUAAAAAAAUCUAAAACGUAACAUUGGUAAAACUAUCGGUUUACCAUCAGCGAGUUACUACAAAAAAACUUUCAAAUGAAAAAGCAUAAUAAAACAAGGUUCCAUCUAAUAUAUGAAAAAUGCAAUAACAACGUAACUAAAAUGCUACAAAAAUACAAAACGUUAAGACUUUUAAUUUCAAGUUUUAAUAAAAUGGACAUAAUACCUUCAGUUUUCUUUGUCGAAUAUAUAUGUGUCAUUAAUGUAGGUACAUAAUACAUGUUUUAGUGCACAUUAUAGUAGCAAAAUAUGAAAAAGGACUCUAUAUUUAUACUUACAAUAUGUUCCAACACAACCAUAUAAUACUGUUUAUUACACAUAAUUUUCCUUCAAAAUUUGUACAUAACUUUAUUGAAUGUAAUUUUAAUUAAAAGUGAGUUGUGUGCUAUUUGAAAUUAAAACAUUCAAGAUAUUUCAAGGUAUAUAUUUCAGAGUAGGAUUUUUUUUAAUUAUGCUGUUCUGUUUCUACAGAAUCUCAAACUGAAUGACAAAUUACUAAGUUAAAAAGCACAUAAGUAUUUUUAACUGUAACCACAUAUCAAGCAUAUCGAUUGUAUUGUUUGAAAUAAACUCCCUUUUCGACCGACUUCCCAAAAGAAGGAGGUACUCAAUUCGUUUGUAUGUUUUUUUAAGCAAAGAGCUUUAACAUUUUAAGUUGAUAUGAUUUUUUUUCAAAUUCUGAAGGAAAAUAAACCGUCGGAAAUCGGCAAACCACUCGUCAAACCAAUCAUCACAAAUAUAUAUAAAUAAUAUUAUAUAAGAAAUCGCGAUACUUAUAAGUUCUGACAAGUUUUUUUUUAACUACAUUUAUGUCGAAGUUUUCAUGUAAAUAUUUGAUUUAAGGCCUGUCCCACCACUG
Messenger RNA from Papilio polytes (common Mormon), 2889 nucleotides. RefSeq names its product suppressor of cytokine signaling 7-like. NCBI's taxonomy places the organism in Eukaryota, Metazoa, Arthropoda, Insecta, Lepidoptera, Papilionidae. Gene Ontology annotation, molecular function: 1-phosphatidylinositol-3-kinase regulator activity. Gene Ontology annotation, cellular component: phosphatidylinositol 3-kinase complex. The transcript has 6 exons. Gene Ontology annotation, biological process: phosphatidylinositol phosphate biosynthetic process; intracellular signal transduction. The record is from RefSeq and is a predicted model, not a curated record. The coding region runs from base 1 to 738 and encodes 245 amino acids.